UAAUUAAUGAUCGUUGAUAUAAUGUAGAUCUGACGGCAGACAUUACUAAUCUUCCUCCAAAGUUUUCAUUUUUCUUCCUUUGGAGCUUUUCACUUUUACGCUGCACCUCCUUCUCUCUCCAUCUCUCUCCUCCAUUGAAGCGCGUGCUCUUAAUCUCCAUUGAAGCGGAUUCUGAGCUUUCUCUACUCCAUUGAAGCAGCUUCGAGUAACAUGGGAAGCUUGGAAGUUAUACAAAGGUUCAUCGAUUGUGGCUGAUGCAGUUAAAAUAAUGUGGUUCCUGAAACAGUUAAAAUUACAUCCUUUAUGGGAAUUUUGUUGGUGAAUUUUGAGCUAGUCAUUAAAAUUGGUCGAGAGAAUGCUGAGGUUUUUGCAUAGAAGUGCUUUACAUCUCUAAACUUUGGAGGACAGUUCAACCUGAUUACCAUUUUCUCAUACAUCUUAAAGUCGCUUGUCAUAAUUCUUGCUAUAAGCAUUAUAGACAGAACGUCCUAAGAAAUCAAUUCUUAUUCCUGUGGUGGGGGGCCUGGAGAUUGGAGAAGCUUAUACCUCUUGAGUCUUGAGUUAUUUUAUUGAAAAUUCUUUGUUAAGUUAUGGAACUUGUGGAUAUUUUCAUGUUUGAUGAGAUGUGAAGGCUGUUAAAAAGAUGUACCUUACGCUAAUAAGGUGGCCAUUGUAGUAGAAUAUUUGUAGCUUUAUGAAGCAACAAUCUGAGCUUUAUACUUGGUUGUUAACACCGUGAGUCCUGAAACGUGUACAAAUUUAUUGGUCUCGAAAUUGCUUCCUGAUGAUUUGGUCAAAUGCUCGCUUUGCUAUACUAACAGAGCUCACAUUUGAGUAAUCAAGAUCCUGCUAUUUUAUCUGGAGAAAUGAGUGGAAGUAGCAAGAGACGCCAUUCAAAAUGGGACCAUAAAGAUGCUGAAGCACUACCUGAAAAUUUUUAUGAUAGGGCUCAGACACGGAGGCCUAGGGAGCCUCUUUCACCUGAUAGAAGUUCACGUAGGCACGAUAGUCGCAGCAAAGAAAGCGCAAUGACUUGGGAUAGAGAAGGAAAUUGCACAAGAAUCUCUCCAGGACUAGAUGAAUGGAGACCUCGGCAUUCAAGUCGGUCCCCGAGGAAUGGUUGGGGUCGAUCACACCGGUACGACUUGAUUAGUAAGAGCAGGAGCCGGAGCCGGAGCCGGAGCCAGAGUCCAGCUCAUAACUUUAGACGGGAGCCAGCAGUGAAUGAUAGGAGUAGAAGCAGAUCUGGAGUUCCAGCACAAAUAUGUAGAGAUUUUUCUUCUGGAAGAUGCAGGAGAGGGAGUAGCUGCCAUUUUCUUCACCAGGAUGAAAUGUAUGAUAAUAGGCGACUGGAAUGCAGCUCACCAGAAGAUUGGGAAAGUAGACGUCGAAAGACUGGAGGUUCAAGAUAUUCUCCUGAUGACACCAAAGACAGUGCUACAAGGACUGAAAAAUCUGCUCAUAUCUGUAACGAAUUUUUGAAGGGUAGGUGUAGAAGAGGUGAUUUGUGCAGGUAUGUGCAUGAUGAUUCUGCUGCUGAUGUAUUUGAUAAAGGAGUUGUUGAAGAUGUCUACAGGAACCGGGAUCAUGACCUUCGAAGUAGAGAUAUCUAUCCUGAUCAUGAUCAUAGAAGUAGGGAUACCUAUUGUGAUCUUGACCACAGACGGAGGGAUACUUAUCCUGACCGAAAUCAUGAAUUUGAGCCUCCUAAAAGAGGUGAAACUCCAUGCAAGUUUUUUGCUGCUGGAAAUUGCCGUAAUGGAACUCGUUGCAAAUUUUCUCAUCAGGUUCAGGAAAUAUAUAGUCCAGAUAGGAGGUCCCGAGGUGAUAGGCGCGGCCCAGACCAUAAAAGUGAGGGUGGCCAGGUUUGGGAAGGUUCAAGAUGGAGUGAUGCGACUGCUGUUUCAACUGUUCCAGCAGUGCAAGGUUGGGGAGAGGACAAGAAUGAAAGGAAAGAAGUGAGUACAGCAAGAUAUAAAGGUGAUGGGAGGGGUCUAGACCAUAAAUAUGAGGGUGACCGAGGUUGGGAUGGUCCAAGUUGGUGUGAUGUUACUACAGUACCUAAUAAUCCUGCAGCGCAUGGUUGGGGAGAUGAUAAAAAUGAGAUCACAGAAGUGGCCAAAGACAUGACUGGAUCAAGACCUGGGGAUGAUUGUUGGAGCCAUGAUAUGCUAGACAUAAAACAAACACGAGAAACAUCGGCUAAUAUAGGCAAAUCUCUGAUCCAGGACAAAAAGCAGGCACUUCAGUGGAAGAUAGAAAAUAACGUCCCUGGCUUGACGGAAAAUUUUUCUGGUGAUAUGGAGAUUUCUCCUCGGGAUAUCAAACAACAGGGCAUGAACUCUUCAUCUUCACAAACUGCAUCUAACAUUUCUUUUCCAGCUGUUCAGCAAGAUGUGGCUGGAGAAGCUUCAUAUGAGAAGCAUUACCAAGCUGGAUUACAGGAACAGAAAGUAUUUCAUGAUCCUUUUGCUGACCAGAAUCCAGAUUAUAAGGAUAAAAAACCUAUGUUGAAUUCUGGGGGAAGGAGUGAUGUUCGAGAUCAUGAUGGCUCAUGUAUUGUUCAAAAUCAACCAUUGAAUCUCCUACAAGGGCAAGGUAAUUUUCAGUCUGAUCAUAGUGUCAAUGUUCACCCUACUACAAACAUAAAUUCCCCACUUGGGCAAACUCAGCUGUCACUCCCUUCACAUUCUCUUCCUGGACAAAGUCAGCCAUCAAUUCCUUCACAUCCUCCUGGAAAAAAUCAGCUGUCAAUUCCUCUACAAUCUCCUCUUGGACAAAGUCAGUUCUCACUCUUUUCACAUUCUCCUCCUGGACAAAAUCAGCUGUCACUCUCUUCACAUCCGCCCCCUGGACAAAAUCAGCUGCCACUCCCUGGACCUCCUCCCCCUGGACAAAAUCAGCUGCCGCUCCCUGGACCUCCUCCCCCUGGACAAAAUCAGCUGCCACUCCCUGGACCUCCUCCCCCUGGACAAAUUCAGCUGCCAUUCCCAGGACUUCCUUCCUCUGGAAAAAAUCAGCUGUCGCUCCCAUUACAGAAUGCUGGACAAGGUCAGUUGUCUUCACCUUCAUAUCUUUCUCAAGGAGAGGCAAUGCAAAGGCAAGUUUCGCAUAAUCCAUCUGCCUUUUUAGAUAAAAAGGUUGAUGGGUCUCAUGCGGUCAGUUUAGCUUCAUCUGAAGUUGCUCCAGAAUCUGCUACUGCUCAUAGCUCUGUAAGCAACAAACAACUGGCACAACUCUCCCAUCUCACCGCUUCUCUGACCCAACUACUUGAAAGCAGGCAGCAGCAUUCUCAGUUUUCGACUGCUGUUACUCCCUGUAGUUUGUCUAACUCACCUGACAUAGCAGAACCUGUUCCUCCAGUUUCUGCUGCAACAAUCCAGCUCAAUCAAGCUCCUGAAGCACUAAAGCCAUAUGAUCCUGUAUGUAAUAGUGUUGAGCCAAAGAUGGCAAACUUGGGUAAUCAUGUAUUGCCUAGUGUUGAGCAGAACAUCUCUAAGAAUGAAAUACAUCACAAGGAUAAUGUGACUCAGCAAGAGCCUGUUGCAGCAUCCAAGGAUGAGAAAUAUGGCAAAACAACAGAUGAAGGAAUAAUUAAGGCUCUGGAAAAUGGGCCUUCCCAGGAUAUGGGUGCAGAUGAUGGAGCUGAUGACGAUAAAAAGUUGAAAGAUACAAAGGGACUCCGUCAAUUCAAAUUUGCAUUAGCAGAGUUUGUGAAGGAGCUUUUAAAGCCUUCAUGGAAGGAUGGUCAUGUAAGCAAAGAUGCCUACAAGACAAUAGUGAAAAAAGUGGUUGACAAAGUUACGGAGACAUUAGGGCCUCAAAUUCCUCAAACGAAAGAGAAAAUUGACAUGUAUCUGUCGUGCUCAAAGCAAAAAAUUGACAAACUUGUACAGGCAUACGUGGGGAAACAUCAAAAGAGCUAAAUCUGACUAAUGGAUUGCUGUAUUGAAUAUGAUUUUCCUGUACCAUAUUAGUGGUAGCUGAGUCUUUUAAAAUUCUUGUACAUUCAUUUUAUGCAUUGGAGGUAACCCUUUUUCUGCAUGUAAUUUUUGCUCUUUAGAUAAAUUAGCUAGCUUGUAAUGUAUGAGAUGAAUCUAUGAAUUUGAUUUUGUUAGUUUGGCAUUUUUCUUUGAGGUAGCCAUAUAUUGUUUUGGGCGGUAUGCCACUCAAGAAUGUUUUGCUAGCACAGAAUGCUGGACAGUUUUCGACUUUGGACUCGUGAUCAAGUGCAAGUGGUAUAGCCUUAUGGAAAUACCUCUAUUGAUCAAGAUCGAACAAUAUAGCUGUUUUUGUUUAUGGAAAUUCAUUACAUAUGAGUGUAACUAAA
Molecule: messenger RNA, 4330 nt
Organism: Chenopodium quinoa (quinoa)
Lineage: Eukaryota; Viridiplantae; Streptophyta; Magnoliopsida; Caryophyllales; Amaranthaceae
Product: zinc finger CCCH domain-containing protein 38-like
Exons: 6
Coding region: 867-3926 (1019 amino acids)
Molecular function (GO): metal ion binding
Source: RefSeq, a predicted model, not a curated record